Molecule: messenger RNA, 2153 nt
Organism: Phaedon cochleariae (mustard beetle)
Lineage: Eukaryota; Metazoa; Arthropoda; Insecta; Coleoptera; Chrysomelidae
Source: the annotation of a GenBank genome assembly
GGAAUUUCUAAGACCCCAUCGCAAAGUCAGUUAUGGUUAAAAACCCAAAAAAAAAAUCUGUCGUACCAGCGGUUGUCUGCAUUUAUCGUUCCGUAAUGGUACCACCGAGUCGGUCAGUGUCAGUGAACAAGUGAAAUGGUUCGCGUUAUUUAUUAGUGUACUCACCAACUGCUUCUAGUAUACCUGAUCAAUUUUAAAUCGUGUGAAAAAUGGUGAUAUCGAACAGAGAUUCCCCAGAGGCCACCGCAGCCACAACCAUUCAAGAAACCGAAAUGGACUGCCGAUACGACGGCGAGACAGCCGAAUGCGAAAACCUGGUCGACCGAUUAGACGAAGACGAGGAUUCCUCCAGAGCUUCCCCCACUGCUGCCGAGGUGGUCAUCCCCCCAGACGGCGGAUGGGGGUGGAUGGUGGUGUUCGGCUCCUUCAUGUGCAACCUGGUGGUCGAUGGCGUCAUAUUCUCCUUCGGUACCAUGAUAGAGCCGAUUGCCGAGGAAUUCGAGGUGACCAACCCCAAUGUUUCGCUGGUGGGGUCUCUGAUGUCCGGGUUCUAUCUGAUAGCGGGACCGUUCGUUAGCGCCAUAGCCAAUCGGUACGGGUUCAGAGUGGUUACCGUGGUCGGGGCUGUUUUGGCUGCUAUCGGGUUCGUCUUAUCGAACUUUGCUACCAGCGUACCGUUUCUGUGUUUCACCUAUGGAGUUCUAGGAGGAAUCGGCUUCGGCUUCAUCUACGCCCCGUCCAUCAUCACCAUCGGCUUCUACUUCGAGAAAUGGCGGCAAAUCGCGACAGGCAUCGCGGUGUGCGGCUCGGGCAUCGGCACGUUCGCCUUCGCGCCCAUUGGCAAACUUCUCAUCACGCACUUCGGCUGGAGGGGGGCGCUGCUGUGCCAGGCGGCCAUCACCCUCACUUGCGCCCUCUUCGGCGCUCUCUUCAGGCCCCUCAAAGCAACCAAACUGAAAGACAUAGAGCCAGACACUGAGAAUUCGGAAAAAAUAAUGGACCCCUCCAAACUGCCAUUGGCCACCCGGCUGAAAAUGGAAGAGGCGAUGAAGCUGAUGAGGAAAGGUUCCCUGGACAACGACCACCAACACUCCAUCCCCAGACUCUUCGGAGUCAAAAACAACUCCGACUACCCCACCAUCUCCGACGUAUACCACACCAUCAGCAUCCCCAACAGACAGACAGCUGACAAAGUGAAGAGGCUAAGCGUACCCUUCAUCCCAGAAGCCCAAAGGUUCCAGAAGAAAAUACCCCUGCUCGACAUAGACCGAACCAAGCCGCUCGUCCUCCCGAAACGAUCACGAACCACCUCGGAGACCAAAGACCCCCGCGAAGUAGUGAGGCCCCUCUACAGAGACGACAUCUUCUUCGGCGCCAGCCUCGCCAGGCUGCCCCAGUACACCUCCAGGACCUCCGUGGAGUACAACCUGGCGAUAACGAGGCUGCCGACGAAAAACGACGUGGAGGAAGAGGUCGGGCCAGCGUGCCAGCUGUGCCCCGAGGCCUUCAGACGGGUCCUGGGCACCAUGCUGGACGUCAGCCUGAUGAAGUCCCACUCCUUCCUGAUCCUGGCAGUCGGGGGCUUCUUCACCAUGAUGGGGUUCUUCGUGCCUUACAUGUACUUGGUGGACAGAGCGGGGAAGAGCGGGAUAGACAAUAUGACGGCCGUUUGGCUGGUGGCUACUAUCGGGAUCGCUAAUACCGUGGGGAGGAUCAUGUACGGGGUGAUCACUUCGUUUCCUUGCGUUGAUGCGCUGUUCGUUAAUAAUGUGGCGUUGACCAUUGGAGGGUUGGCUACGAUGUUCAGCGGGCUGUCGAUGAGCGUGGAGUACCAGUUUGCGUACUGCGUGGUGUUCGGACUUUGCAUAUCAUGUUUCGCAUCUCUAAGAUCCAUCAUCGUCGUCGAUCUAUUGGGCUUGGAAAAUUUGACAAACGCCUUCGGUCUCCUUCUUCUGUUCCAAGGCAUCGCCGCAAUAAUCGGCGCCCCAUUAGCAGGCGCCUUCAUGCAGGCCACCGGAAGUCACAACGCGUGUUUCUACUUGUCCGGUGGCAUGAUUUUCCUCUCUGCCGUCAUGUGUUAUCCUCUGAACUGGGUGAACAGGCGAGAGAAGAAAAGGAACGAGAUCAGGACCCGAGAGGAGCGCUCAGCGUAA